AUGAGAUUACAUUAUAGAAGAAGAUUUAAUUUUUUAAGGAGAAUACUUUUUAUAUUAUGCAUUACUUCAUUGUAUUUAUCGAGAGAUUCACUAAAGCUACAUGCAAAAAAUGUAUUAAUGGAUCAUAAUGUAGCAGAAUAUCAUGGCGGAAUGAUAGACGAUAUUCAAAUCCUGCGGUGCUACCAUUGGUACAGGCAAUGUAGUUCUUUGUAUGCCCCGAAAUUACACCCCUCCAAUACUGCUAAAAAGAUCAAAGACAAAAACAGCAUUCUGUGGACCAGAGUUUCUAAGAAUAUUACUGUAGAGACAUUGUAUUCACUUCAGUCUGGACCAUUCUACAACAGUUACUUAUAUGUUCAUCUGAAAGAUUUCCAAAGUAAUCCAAAAAACACAAUAAAAGAACUAGCCAUAGCAAGGGACUCAGCACUAAUACCCCUACAAGUGCUGAGAGACAUUAAUAAGUUGGUGAAAUCGAGCGACAGUUCUGUCUUUCACAAUCAUGUGUAUCUACGAGAAAAGCCUACUUCGUCAUGGUGGAAGCUGCUUUUCGGCAUAUCCGUUGAUACAGAUAACAUAGCUGUGUUCGGUGAGGAGUGGGUAUACAAGGGGAGCGGCAUAUGGUGUAAGUAUAUCCUUAAUGAUGAUGAUAAUGACGCUCCUAUAACUAAUUUGGAAAUAUAUCUAGGAUCAUCGUUUAUUGAAUCGAGGCCUUCUUGGAAAGAAGUUAUCCAUGAAUUUCAUAGAAAUAACAUACCUUCUCUGCCCAUAUCAAUUACAAGAAAGCUUGAAACCAAAAACCAUCAUCACAAAUUUUCUAAUGGAUUGCUAGGUUCUUUGAGAACACCCAGCAAAGACAUUAAUAUCCAAGUCGAUGCAGAUUACAAAAUAACAUCUCCCCAUAUACAAUUUUCGAGGGGACAAAGAUCAUUCAAAAUUCUCCAAAUAACUGAUUUUCAUUUCAAAUGUACGGAUAAUAGCAUGACCGUAAUCAAUGAAAUAAAAACAGUAAAUUUUAUUGAUAGGGUACUCGCAUCAGAAAACCCUGAUUUAGUUGUGAUCACAGGUGAUUUGUUAGACUCACAUAAUACUAUCGACUAUCAAACGUGCAUUAUGAAAGUUGUCCAACCAAUGAUUUCUAAUAAAAUACCCUACGCAAUUUCAUUGGGUGUUUCUGACGAAUCCAAUUUGGCCACAUCGGCACAAAUUAGAGACUUUAUCAGGAAUUUACCUUACACAUUUAACAACGUUGCAUCAGAAGAGGGUCAUAUGGCCAUAGAAGUCUCAUUUAAAAAGAAGCUCACGAAGAAUACUCUUUUGGAAAGAGACAUUGAUACCGAAGACGAAACAAACCCAUCAGAGGCUUUAUUUUUCGUCUUUGAUUCAUUUGCGCCCGUCAAUAAUUUCCUACAAGAUUAUAACGACCUGAUUGGGAAAAUAGACUUUGGCUUGGCAUUUCAAUAUUUUCCAUUAUCGGAAUAUAGGCCUCAUGGUUUAUUUCCUAUUAUUGGGCAGUAUAAUGAGAGGUCUACCUUAACAGUAGAUACGCCAAGGUCUAGAGGACAAGUUUCAAUGACGAUCAAUGGCAAACAUUACAAAAGCUUCCUUGAUAUCCUGAGUCUUUGGAAUAUAAAGGGUGUCAGUUGCGGACAUGAACAUAAUAAUGACUGUUGCUUACAGUCAAAAAAUGAGAUGUGGUUAUGUUACGGUGGGUCCGCUGGUAUAGGCUUGCCGAGAAUCCAAGGUAUAUAUCCAACCGUUAGAUUAUUUAACUUGGAUGAUAUUUUGGACGAAAUAACUUCGUGGAAGAGGAAUAGCAAUCUUGUUGACGAGGUUUACGAUUAUCAGUACAUCUAUAAGGGGAAGCAAUAA
Molecule: messenger RNA, 1869 nt
Organism: Saccharomyces cerevisiae S288C
Lineage: Eukaryota; Fungi; Ascomycota; Saccharomycetes; Saccharomycetales; Saccharomycetaceae
Gene: SIA1
Product: Sia1p
Exons: 1
Coding region: 1-1869 (622 amino acids)
Molecular function (GO): hydrolase activity
Source: RefSeq, marked reviewed